GAGACGCCCAAACAAAAGUAAACCGAGAAAACCCCAACGAAGCCAUUACAGCCUCAUGGUUCUUGCGACCCGACUCGUCCGCCAUCUCCGCCGUCGCCGCCUCUUCCCUCGUUUUCCACCGCCCGUCAAUCGCUACAACCCCCUCCAAAACCCUUCUCCCGUCUCCUCUUCCGAUUACUUCACCCGCUCUCCGACCUCCUUCAAUCACAAUAUCCAAUCUUUCUACGCUAAAAUCCCCUCCCGCUCCUUCUCCUGGGACGCCUACACCGGCGGCACAUCAGUUGACAGCGGCGGAUCCGCCUCCGGCGGCGCUGCCGGAGAUGACGCUCUCAUCGGGAACUCCAAAGAGGGACUGGAGUUGAGCCCUGUAGAUGGCUCUGAAACUGGAGCAGGGCUCUCGAGUCUUGGGACGGAUGGCUCGAGGAUGAUGGAGGAAGCGGUUGAAGAGAGCGUGUGGUAUUACCCAGUCCACGCUGUGAUUACUUUACUCGAUGGUUACCAUGAUCUCACAGGUCUUCCAUGGUGGUUAAUAAUCUCCACAUCUACAUUGGCCCUGAGGGUGUCCCUACUUCCUGUGCUUAUUUUGCAACUUAAGAAGGCUGGAGAAAUUGCCAAAUUAUUCCCAAAAUUGCCUCCUCCAUUUCCACCACCUCUAUCAGGAAGGAGUUUCCGAGACCAAUUUCUGCUCUUUCGAAAGAAAAGACAGGAGCUUGGGUGCCCUUCAUUUUUGUGGAAUUUUGCAUUCCUUACUGUCCAGGUCCCUAGUUUUUUAUUGUGGAUGACUGCCAUUCGGAGAAUGUGUCUGGAUAAUCACUCGGGGCUUGAUAGUGGUGGCACACUGUGGUUCCAAAAUUUGACUGAUUUUCCACACGGUAUUUUAGGUCCUGUAUUUCCUAUCCUGAUCGCAAGCUUGCAUUAUAUCAAUGUUCAGGUUUCUUUUCAGACAUUUAAGUUUGAGAACUAUCCUGGAAUUUUAGGCCUACUAGCAAAAUACUACAAGUUAUAUCUGGAUAUUCUUGCCAUCCCUUUACUUCUUAUUGGAUUUCACAUUCCUCAGGGGAGUUUGGUAUAUUGGGUAACUAACAGCUCACUCACUUUAGUUCAGCAAUUAUCCCUCAGAAAUUCAUACAUUCGGAUGAAGUUGGGAUUGCCGGAACUAGUAGUUCGCAUGAGGGAUAAAAUUUCGAGAGAGAAUGUUUUGCAUGAGAAGAGUGGUCUAUUGGAGCAUGCGAUCUCUGCAGAUUCUUUAUCUCCUGAGAAGUUGCUUGAUCUUGCUCUUGAAAACUUGGCAGCAGGCCAGCAAGAUAAAGCUCUUCCAUUGCUGGGAAUGGCACUUGAGAAGAAUCCUGAACUGGUGAGAGCUUGGAUAGCAAUGGGGCAAAUUCUGUGCUCUAAAAAAUUAUUUUUGGAAGCAGCUGAACAUUUUGAAUCUGCAAUCUCAAAGAUUCAAGAAGAAGAGGAUGUUCUUCUAGUUCUUGCAUAUUUCGGGGCAGGUGUUUCACAUAUAUGUCAGGGAAAUAAAUCAAUGGGUAUCGACCACUUGAAAAGACUAGCAGAGUUGAAGGAGCCAGACGGCCCUAUGGACAAAGCCUGCUACUACAGUGGAUUGGUGAUGUUAGGAAGCACUCUAUUUCAAGAAGGUGAGAAGUCUGAAGCUGCUAAAUACCUGCGAAUUGCUGCAGCCUAUGAUCCUGGAGCUAACCGUUACCUGAAAGAAUGUGAAGAUGGAUGAGUGAUCUGCAGAAGUCACUGACAGAAUUUUUUGAGGUUUGUUUCAAUGCUAAGGGGAUUGGGGGUAUUUAUGAUCAAUUUUGUCAUUGCAUGCGAGGUAUGAAAUGAGCCAACAUAUCUGUCUGCAUCAUAUUUAUCGAUCGUGUUGAAGAGCUGUUCAAACCAUCAUGCUGCUUCUCGGCAGAAUACAAGUGAUCGCUGUUCAUGAACCAUUGUGAAAGUUCUGUUUAUUCUUUUGAUUGCAUUUUGUAUAUACAAUAAAAAUUUCCUGUGUUACUUUUGGGCCUGUCCUCAUUGGAUGGCUAGCCUGUAUUUGUUGUAUGUGUUCCAUGUGGUUUCAAGUGAUGCUAACUGUAAUAAUGUUCUAACAUGCAUUGUUAUGACUACAAACAGAAUGCUGCAACAAAUUACUGUG
Molecule: messenger RNA, 2146 nt
Organism: Elaeis guineensis (African oil palm)
Lineage: Eukaryota; Viridiplantae; Streptophyta; Magnoliopsida; Arecales; Arecaceae
Source: RefSeq, a predicted model, not a curated record